AUAAGGCAUUUGGUGUCGAUCAUCGGUGAGAAGGCGUUUGGGCUGAAAAAUCGAGAAAAAUGAAAUAUUUGACGCUGAUAUACGUUUUGGUUGUCAUGGUAACCGUUGCCAUAUGUCAGAGCCUUGGACACUCUGGAAAAGAUGGAGUAGAUGCGACCGAGCAGUUUACUGCGAUACGAGAGAUCAACCUGUUGAGGAAGAAGGAGACAAAGGAUUCGACGGGGGGACAAGUCCCAGAUGUGGAAUGGGACGCGAAUCUGGCCAGCAUUGCCGACGUGCACGUGAGGAACUGCUAUUAUCCUGAGAGAGAUGACCCUGACAAUUAUGACAAAUACAUAGACCUUGGAGGCACUGGGACUGUCGGGAGUCUGAAGACCCACCUGGGCGACCCAGGGAGGCUGAAGGAUGCUCUCGACCUCUGGGACGAUGAAGGCUAUUUGUAUAACUAUGAUACCCAGAUAUGCGUUGGAGGAACAACGUGUAAUAACUAUCUUCAGCUGGUGAACAGAGGCACUAAAAAGAUGGGUUGCGCGAGAGGGCUGUGUGGUGGAUAUCAUUACAUCGUAUGCCUUUUCAAUGAAGAGUACGACAUUCUUGCAGGCGGAAGGCCUUUCUAAUAAAAUGGAACUUGGACAUGGAACACCAACUUCCUAUUGCAAGUCACGCGAGUCAGAUAUAUAACCAUCUUUCGACGAACUACAUUGUGGUGUAUCGUUCCGCCUGCUGGUGAUUGAUCACAUCCGACUGGAAGACAAGGCGCCUCCCAGAUCUUACAGGCGACACAAAUAACAUCAUACAUAUGUACUCCCAGCAUAUCCUAAUCAAUAAUUACCAAU
Messenger RNA from Lineus longissimus, 836 nucleotides. RefSeq lists its product as uncharacterized. The coding region runs from base 60 to 617 and encodes 185 amino acids. The record is from RefSeq and is a predicted model, not a curated record. The transcript has 5 exons. Lineage: Eukaryota; Metazoa; Nemertea; Pilidiophora; Heteronemertea; Lineidae.